Chinchilla lanigera (long-tailed chinchilla) is the source of this 1335-nucleotide messenger RNA. It is a transcript of the gene Gfus, whose product is annotated as tissue specific transplantation antigen P35B. The transcript has 11 exons. The record is from RefSeq and is a predicted model, not a curated record. NCBI's taxonomy places the organism in Eukaryota, Metazoa, Chordata, Mammalia, Rodentia, Chinchillidae. Gene Ontology annotation, molecular function: GDP-L-fucose synthase activity. The coding region runs from base 92 to 1060 and encodes 322 amino acids. Gene Ontology annotation, biological process: nucleotide-sugar biosynthetic process.
ACAUGAGGAUCCUAGUGACAGGGGGCUCUGGACUGGUGGGUCGGGCCAUCCAGAAGGUGGUUGCAGAUGGUGCUGGCCUGCCAGGAGAGGAAUGGGUGUUUGUCUCCUCCAAAGAUGCAGACCUCACGGAUGCAGCACAGACCAAAGCCCUGUUCCAGAAAAUCCAGCCCACCCAUGUCAUCCAUCUUGCUGCAAUGGUGGGGGGCCUGUUCCGGAAUAUCAAAUACAAUUUGGACUUCUGGUCCCCAGGAGAGUGGCAGACAGAACCUCCUUCAGCCCUGGUGGGGGCAGUGGUGUCUGUAAGGUCAUGCUGGGAGGCUGUGUCUUGUUCUGGGUACAGGACAAACAGCUAAAGAGGAAGAAUGUACACAUCAAUGACAACGUCCUGCAUUCUGCCUUUGAGGUGGGCACCCGCAAGGUGGUGUCCUGUCUGUCCACCUGUAUCUUCCCUGAUAAGACUACCUAUCCCAUCGAUGAGACCAUGAUCCACAAUGGGCCUCCGCACAGCAGCAAUUUUGGGUACUCCUAUGCCAAGAGGAUGAUUGACGUGCAGAACAGGGCCUACUUCCAGCAGCAUGGCUGUACCUUCACUGCAGUCAUUCCCACCAAUGUGUUUGGCCCUCAUGACAACUUCAACAUUGAGGAUGGCCAUGUGCUCCCAGGCCUCAUCCACAAGGUGCACCUGGCCAAGAGCAGCGGCUCGGCCCUGACUGUGUGGGGUACCGGGAAGCCACGGAGGCAAUUCAUCUACUCGCUGGACCUGGCCCGACUCUUCAUCUGGGUCCUGCGGGAGUACAGCGAGGUGGAGCCUAUCAUCCUCUCAGUGGGUGAAGAAGAUGAAGUCUCCAUCAAGGAGGCAGCCGAGGCUGUGGUGGAGGCCAUGGGCUUCCAUGGGGAAGUCACAUUUGAUACGACCAAAUCAGAUGGACAGUUUAAGAAGACAGCUAGCAAUGGCAAGCUUCGGACCUACCUGCCCGACUUCCAGUUCACACCCUUCAAGCAGGCUGUGAAGGAAACCUGCACUUGGUUCACCGACAACUACGAGCAGGCCCGGAAGUGAAGACGUGAAGGGAGCAGGUGCUCAGCUGGCAAAGCUCAGCAGCCCUUGGCCUCAGACCUUGUCAGGGGCCAAGGAUGCUGCCCAGCAAUCCAGCCCAUAUCCCACCCCCUCUGCUGGGGGCUCCAGGCAGCUGGGCGGCAAGGCCCUUUUUCUGUCUGUCCUCAGGGAAACCAGGCCCAGGCGGCCCAGGACCUCCCUCCCUGCCGUCCCUGCCUUAGUCCGCUCUGGUUCCACUAUCCUGAGUCUGGGACCCAAUAAAGUGCAUUUUCAUAGGC